Molecule: messenger RNA, 653 nt
Organism: Tauraco erythrolophus (red-crested turaco)
Lineage: Eukaryota; Metazoa; Chordata; Aves; Musophagiformes; Musophagidae
Source: RefSeq, a predicted model, not a curated record
GAUCAAUCUGCUUCGCAAACAUGGCGAUUGCUAUGCUUGAACCAGCAUUACCCAUCUGGAUGAUGGAGACCAUGUGUUCCAAAAAAUGGCAACUUGGCAUUGCUUUUCUUCCAGCUAGUAUCUCUUAUCUCAUCGGGACUAAUCUUUUUGGAAUACUUGCGCACAAAAUGGGAAGGUGGCUUUGUGCUUUACUUGGGAUGCUCAUCGUGGGAAUAAGUAUUUUAUGUGUACCAUUUGCUAAAAACAUUUAUGGGCUUAUAGCACCAAAUUUUGGAGUUGGAUUUGCCAUUGGAAUGGUGGACUCCUCCAUGAUGCCAAUUAUGGGCUACCUCGUAGAUCUGCGUCAUGUGUCAGUCUACGGCAGUGUGUACGCAAUCGCUGAUGUUGCGUUUUGCAUGGGCUUCGCCAUAGGUCCUUCUGCUGGUGGUGCCAUUGCAAAGGCCAUUGGAUUUCCAUGGCUCAUGACAAUUAUAGGGAUUGUGGAUAUCCUCUUCGCUCCCCUGUGCUUUUUCCUUCGAAGUCCACCUGCCAAAGAGGAGAAAAUGGCAAUACUCAUGGAUCACAACUGUCCUGUUAAAACAAAAAUGUACACACAGAACAACAUCCAGUCCUACCCAAUAGGUGAUGAAGAAGAAUAUGAAAGUGAUGAAUAA